This is a messenger RNA of Gastrolobium bilobum, 1587 nucleotides long. Its product is annotated as UDP-glucuronate 4-epimerase 6-like. The transcript has a single exon. NCBI's taxonomy places the organism in Eukaryota, Viridiplantae, Streptophyta, Magnoliopsida, Fabales, Fabaceae. The record is from RefSeq and is a predicted model, not a curated record. The coding region runs from base 51 to 1415 and encodes 454 amino acids.
UAAUUACUACACAGUACUUAAACCUCAAAAUUCUCAACCAAAAAAGAAGCAUGGCAUCUCCACCAGACACGAGCAAAACCAUAAAACUAGAUCGUUACAACAGCUACCUCCGAAGGUUGAACAGCAACAAGCUCCUAAAUGCAUCCUCCAAGGUCUUCUUCCGCGCCACCUUCCUCGUUGCCCUAAUCCUCAUCUUCUUAUUCACACUCAACUACCCUCCACUCUCAACAACCGACACUAACAGUAACAACCACCUCUACGCCCACACCACAAACUUCCUCUCCUCCGCCUUCCACGGCGGAGGAGGCAGCGGCGCUUCAUGGGAGAAGCAAGUCCGCCUCUCCUCCACCCCCCGCCGCUCCAACGGCAUGUCGGUCCUCGUCACCGGCGCCGCCGGCUUCAUCGGAGCACACUGCUCCCUCGCCCUGAAGAAGCGCGGCGACGGCGUCCUCGGGUUCGACAACUUCAACAGCUACUACGACCCGUCGUUGAAGCGCGCAAGACAAGACCUUCUCUCGAAGCACCAAAUCUUCAUCGUCGAAGGAGACCUAAACGACGCGCCGUUGCUCACUAAACUCUUCGACGUCGUUUCGUUCACACAUAUUCUCCACUUAGCGGCACAAGCGGGAGUCCGUUACGCCAUGCAGAAUCCCCAAUCCUACGUGGCAUCCAACAUCGCCGGGUUCGUGAACCUUCUAGAAGUUUCGAAAAACGCGAACCCUCAACCGUCCAUCGUGUGGGCCUCAUCAAGCUCCGUCUACGGUCUCAACACGGAGAACCCAUUCUCGGAGCUCCACCGCACGGACCAGCCGGCGAGCCUCUACGCCGCCACGAAGAAAGCCGGCGAGGAAAUCGCACACACUUACAACCACAUCUACGGUCUCUCCCUCACAGGGUUGAGAUUCUUCACCGUGUACGGUCCAUGGGGGAGACCCGACAUGGCUUACUUCUUCUUCACGAAGGACAUCCUUCAGGGGAAGACCAUCGAUGUUUACCAGACGCAGGAGGAUAAGGAGGUGGCGCGUGACUUCACCUACAUCGAUGAUGUAGUCAAGGGAUGCCUCGGCGCACUCGACACGGCGGAGAAGAGCACCGGAAGCGGCGGGAAGAAGCGUGGACCGGCUCAGCUUAGGGUUUACAACCUCGGGAACACGUCGCCGGUGCCGGUGGGGAAGUUGGUUGCGAUUUUGGAAGGGUUGCUGCACGUGAGGGCCAAGAAGCACGUGAUCAAAAUGCCGCGAAACGGCGACGUUCCUUACACGCAUGCCAAUGUGAGCUUAGCUCACAGGGACUUUGGGUACAAACCAACCACCGACCUCGCCACUGGUCUCAGAAAGUUCGUCAAGUGGUAUGUUGGUUAUUAUGGGAUUCAGUUGGGGGCAAAAAAGGGAAAUCACGUCGGCAAUUCUUCUUAAUUAUUAAUCACAUGGUUUUUUUAUUUUUGUUGUGAAUUAUUAUCAUUUAUCAUUAUCUGUUUUUUUUUUUUUGGAUUGGAAAGGGUGGUGAAGUUAAUGUUGUGGUCCAUGUCAUGUGUGAAUGAAUGCAUGAAUGCAUGAAUGAUGGUGGAGGAAAGAAUGAAUAUACAUA